Hyaloscypha bicolor E is the source of this 1551-nucleotide messenger RNA. RefSeq lists its product as uncharacterized. NCBI's taxonomy places the organism in Eukaryota, Fungi, Ascomycota, Leotiomycetes, Helotiales, Hyaloscyphaceae. The transcript has 2 exons. The record is from RefSeq and is a predicted model, not a curated record. The coding region runs from base 1 to 1551 and encodes 516 amino acids.
AUGUCAAGGCAACUGUCCACGGACUCAUUAGGAGCUCAUUCCCAAGGGACCACUUACUCAAGUGCUGCUUACUCAUUUGAUCAAAUCCGAUCAUCGAGCAUAUAUCAAAAUGGCUCUCAGAUGUCAUAUCAUGCCCCAUCGGUAAGGUCAGAUGGUUCAGACAGGUCAAAUAGCCCUGUGGAUUUUUAUGAUCCCACGCACCAGGAUCUCCAGGAAUUCGAGAAUUAUUCAUACCAGAAUGGAGAGGACUUUGCCGGGGCCCACCCGAUGUUACAGAGGAAUUCCAUGAUUGAUGGUGCGCCUGCACCUAUCCCAAUGGCAUCAGGACCCGCGUACCAUCCGUUCGCCCCUGAAGAUGAGAUGUUUUCUUUGACCCCAGUUUCCAGCUCGCUGCCAAGCCAAGUUCCAGUGUCAAGGGAUUCCUUAUCGUUUCAUCCUAGUGCGAUGAUGAAUUCCCAUGACCUGUGGGACAGUGCUGCUGAUUUCCUGGAAUCCCAAAGGUCUUCUCCCACUUUACUCGAGGAUCCCUGGACGGUGCCACCCCCACAGAUGAUGACAUCAACAACGAACAGCCCUAUGGAAUACUCGCCAAGUCUUGAUGGCCUUUCUCCAAGGUACGUUCAGGACGUUGACUUUGAUUUGGUGGAACAGCCCCCUUACACAACGACUGGUGACAGGGCAACGAGGAAGCCUGGCCCCCGGCAAUCCAAAGUUAUCAGCGACUCGGCAGCCGCCUCCAGACGUCCCCGUCUACCAGGAACUUCUGAGACCUCUGACGAGUCCUUCAAGUUAGUUGGCCGCUCGAGUCUAGAUCUUGACAAUUCUCCCCGGGAACAUCAGCUCUACCACAAUGUGACUCCCAAGGCCGAUGGAUUGUACCACUGUCCAUUUGAGGAUGACCCAAAGGCCAACUGCACCCACAAGCCCGAAAAGCUCAAGUGCAAUUACGACAAAUUCGUGGACUCCCACCUGAAGCCAUACAAGUGCAAGGUCGGCACUUGCAAGGAUCUCUGUUUCUCAUCCACGGCUUGCUUGCUCCGCCACGAGCGUGAAGCUCAUGCCAUGCACGGCCACGGCGACAAACCAUACCUCUGCACCUAUGAGGGUUGUGAGCGAGGAGCUCCUGGAAAUGGUUUCCCGCGCCACUGGAAUCUCAGAGACCACAUGAAACGAGUCCACAAUGACCCAGGAACUCAGCCCAAGAGCAACACCUCGGGAUCUCCCCAGCCUUCGGCUGGGCCUGCAAGCAAAAGUAAAAAACGCAAGGCAAGUGAAGUUGCAAAUGAUGCCCCAUUCAUGGAGAAGCCCCAGAAGAGGAAUACCACUCCCCCGGCUGUGACCCGCCAGCCACAGGAACCAAGCCUGGUUGACCGCUACCAAGAGAAGCAGCAGAUACUCCUUGAGGUUGUUGCCAAACUCGAAGACCCAAGGAAUGCUGACAAUAUGGCGUUACUACGCAACGCAAACGACUGCAUCAAGGUAAUGGUUCAAACAACCCAGCGCAUCAUUUCCGCUCCUGUGGGACAGAACUUCAAUCAGCAGUCCGGCUGA